AUGGUCCUAAACAGACUCAAGUGGGUAGCAGGAGACCUCCACAAAAACAUUUUCGCAUACACCAACAGGAGAGGAACAAAGGACUGCAUCACAGAAAUGAUGCACACCAUCACCAACAGGAAAGCCAUAGUAACUUUCAUGGAUCUAGAAAAAGCUUUCGAAACCGCAAACGCCACAGCAAUCCUUGAUUCUCUCUCUGUAAGGGGAGUAGGCGGGAAAUUGCUCCGAUGGACGGCGGACUUUCUGGAAGAAAGGAGGGCCAGAGUAAAGUUCCAGGGAGUCCUAUCAGAAACAAGAACUUUUGAAAAUGGCACACCACAAGGCAGCAUUCUCAGUCCCUUCCUUUUUAACAUCUUAAUAGAAAACAUUGCCGCCCUGAACAUCACCGACACUAAAAUUCUAGCAUAUGCAGAUGAUAUAGCUAUUAUUUCCACUGGCCGAAGAUACGAAAGAAGAGCAAGAGAAGCUGCAACAGUAGUAGCAGACAUGUGCCAAAAACUAGGACUAAAAAUAAAUGCGCAGAAGACCCGCUCUAUGCAUUUCGGUUCUAGGAAAAUACUCCCACCAGUUAUCUUAGAUAACACACCAGUCGAAUGGUCCAGCUGCCAUACAUACCUUGGCAUAUGCCUUGAUGCUAAACUCAAUUUCAGGGCCUACACCGAAUCACUUAAAGAGAGGGCAAACGCACGGAUCCGGGUGAUGAGGAAAAUUACAGGAACCAACGGAGGAGCAGCACCCGAAAUCCUGCGAUUAUACUACCUCCAAGCAAUCAGAUCAGUCAUAGAGUAUGGGGCGCCCUGUCUAGCUCUUACCUCCUCCUACAAUCUGUAUGCACUAGAAACACUACAAAACAAGGCUCUCAGGAUUAUAACAGGAGCCCCAAGAUGGACAAAGGUAUGCACCCUUCAACAAGAAACAAAGAUUCCACCUCUCACAACCAGACUAUACGCUACAAACGCCAGCCAUCUAGUUAAAUUUUUUCGCCAGCAUAACAAUGAACCAUUAUACCAAAUCCGACAAGCCUUGGCACAGGACCGGACGCUCUUCCACAAGUCUACCUGGGCUGCGACCACUAGUGACACCUUGAAAUUCAUGGAAGCACAAAAAUUUUUCACACACCUUCAGCUUGACAAACCCCACAAAGAUUACAUAGAGCCACCACCAUGGAACACUAAGGAUUUCCAAACCAGCGUGACUGCCCUGCCACACUCCAAGAAGGACCUAGACCAAGAGACUUUACAAGCAGCAGCAAGGAUUGCCCUCCAAGCAGCCCCGCCGCACAAUUGCGAAGUAUAUUACACCGAUGGCUCUGUCGAUCCGAUCACCAAACGCGCGGCCGCAGCUUUCGUCUCCGAAAACACAACAGCGAUAUUCAGACUCACCGAUGGCGCAUCUACACUACAGACAGAGCUGGUAGCUAUUCAGCAGGCACUACGUCACUGCAAAAUUAGACACAAACACAUAGUCAUUCAUACUGACUCCCUAGGUGCCAUACAAGCACUCCAACAAACACCAAUUAAAGACAACAUAGAACUUAUCACCAGCAUUCUAGCCACAAUGCAAAACAUCAAGAGACAAGGCAGAAACAUACAUAUAAACUGGGUCCCAAGCCAUGCAGGACUGGAAGGAAAUGAGGCUGCAGACAAAGCGGCAAAUGACGCCAUAAAACUCCCCACAGUAACUUUCCACAUACAAACCAGCAUACAACAAACAAAAAAUGCCCUUAAGCACAAAACAAAUGACCUCAUGAUCCAAAUUCUCCAAAACAGCGAAAUUGAAGGUUCAAACAGCUCAAGAUGGUAUAACCAAACAAGUCAAAACAAAACAAACUUCCCAAGAAACUUAAAGAGGAAAACACAAGUAGACAUAUACAGACUGCGUCUUGGUUACAAAUGCUUUGAUCAAAUUAAAAACACCCUUCCUCAAACAUGCAGUCACUGUGGAAUGGAAAGCGACUCACCACUCCAGCAUUACCUCACCGAGUGCGAGAUAACAGCACCACUCAUAGACAGAAGACUUGGAACAGCACAACAAAUAGUCCGAGAUACGCCCCAUGACAAACUGGCAUCUUUAGUAGAACAAUUUCCACCACCAAGAUAA
This is a messenger RNA of Portunus trituberculatus (swimming crab), 2100 nucleotides long. RefSeq lists its product as uncharacterized. The transcript has a single exon. Gene Ontology annotation, molecular function: RNA-DNA hybrid ribonuclease activity; nucleic acid binding. The record is from RefSeq and is a predicted model, not a curated record. NCBI's taxonomy places the organism in Eukaryota, Metazoa, Arthropoda, Malacostraca, Decapoda, Portunidae. The coding region runs from base 1 to 2100 and encodes 699 amino acids.